Molecule: messenger RNA, 468 nt
Organism: Gongylonema pulchrum
Lineage: Eukaryota; Metazoa; Nematoda; Chromadorea; Rhabditida; Gongylonematidae
Source: the annotation of a GenBank genome assembly
AUGCUGGAAAUCCAAUUUUUCUCUGGCCCUUCACCAGAGCAAGUUAUCCGUCAGUACCACCAGUUCAUUGGCCUGCCCUUCCUUCCUGCCUAUUGGUCGUUUGGAUUUCAGGAAAUAACUACCGGGCCUGGGCCACACCUUAUUUAUCGUACGAUUGGCGGAAUGCUGGAAAUCCAAUUUUUCUCUGGCCCUUCACCAGAGCAAGUUAUCCGUCAGUACCACCAGUUCAUUGGCUUGCCCUUCCUUCCUGCCUAUUGGUCAUUUGGAUUUCAGCUGUCCCGUUAUGGUCACAAAACGCUGGAUGAUUUGAUCACAACUGUGAAUCGGAAUCUGAAUGCAGGAGUACCAGUCGAAGUGGUGCAUGCGGAUAUCGAUUACAUGGAUCGAUACAAGGAUUUCACUCUCAAGCAAAUAGUAAUGACUCACAACCUCAUUGUGUUUGCUGCUCUAAAGAAAUAUAAGUACUAG